GAGCCUUGUCAGUGCUGUCAAAGAGGAAGAGGAGGCGAUGAAGAGGAGAGAACGCUGUCGACAGCUCUUUCCCGAAGGUCUGAACGCCCAGAUCUGGCGCCAGCUUCGGGGAGCCGCUCCACACCGCAAGCCUGGAUACCUCCCCGGGCCCUCCCCGCCGUCCGGGCCCAAGGUGACCGCCUUUCAACCGCAGCUGCUCCGCUAAGCCACCGGGAGCGCUGUGCGCGUCCCUCCCUCUUCCCUCAAUCUGGAAGUGCACUUGGCCGCGGACGCCGCGAGGACUUUUCCAGGAGGGGUGAGGGGAAGCAGCCUCGGGCUUGAUGGGAGCGGCGGCACACUUCUUGGAAGCAGCCUCGUUGAGCCCAGGCACUGGCGGGGGAAGCUUGCGAUGCGCCACGAGAGGGCUCCUGGCGCCCCCUUCAGUCUGAGCUGUGCGCUGCAGGGGUGGAACGUGGCUGGACAGCCCCGAGGCCAGGGGCGCUGCCGCCCGCUGGCCUGGGCGGGGCUAGCAAGGCUCCGGAAAGAUGGCUGGGAGCACACCAGGACCUGAAGGCCGGCGCUUCCAACACCCAGCCCAGGGCCCCGAUGGGGGUCAAGCCUCCUGGGAGUGCCGGGGACGUGCGGGCGAAAAAGGUGCCAGGGUGGCGCCCCGUUAGUGGAACGGCACCCAGACUUGUCCCCCAGCUGGCGGGCCACGCCUAGGGAAGCCCUCCUGCGAAAAGUCUGGUGCCCUGAGCUGACCCGAGGCGCGUCCGUGAACCAAAUGCAGUGCCCUGCCCGGAGGGCGGGGCCGGGGCGGGGCCCAAGUCAUUGCUGCAGGUGCAGGGGGCGGUGCCCGGCCCUGUCCCCGGGGGCCGUUCUUGGAGGCCAGGGGCGGGUCAGAGAAGCGGCUGAGGUAGGCGACGCCUUAGAACCCGCGGGCGGUGACUGUGCCACAGGUGCUGCGCAGGGCACCGUGUCCCGGCUCUGGGCAUCAAAACUCCGGCGCUGGAAACUAAGGCUUCCGAGCUGCUCUCAACCCCGGACGCCGAGGCCCCCGGGCCGGAGAGCGGAGCCCUGGGGUCGUCCGAAGGUCGGGGCCCCGAGCCCCCCGGGUCAGACAUCGAAGUCCCGGGACCUGGCGCAGAGCAGGACGCCGAGGUACCCAGGCCAAGACGCCAGGUCUCCGUGCUCUCCGCAGAGCAGGGCGCGGAGACCCCUGAGCGAGAGAGCGAAGUCCUUGGGCCGUCUGCGCGGCUGGACACAGAACGCCCCGGGCCAUCCGCAGCUGGGGGGGUUGAGAGCCUUGAGCCAGGCAGAGACAGCCCCGAGCCGUCCGAAGCGCGAAGCGCGGGGGCCCCGAAGCACCGUCCUCUUCAGUGUCCCGACACCUCCUCCUCGGGGUCAGACUCGGCAGCCCCCCUGCUGCAUUUUCCACCGCGCCCCGAGACCCCCCCGCGGGCCCCCGAGGAGCCGCUCAUGGAGACGCCCAUCGAGCGAGAGAUCCGCCGCAGCUGCGAACGCGAGGAGAGCCUGCGCCGGAGCCGGGGCCUGAGCCCAGGCCGCGCAGGCCGGGAACUCGUAGAGCUGCGCGUGCGGCCGGUGCUCAGCCUGCCGGGCCCGGGCCCCGCGCUCCCGCGCGCCUUGGAGCGCGCUCGGGCGGGCGCGCAAAUGCAGCGAGACAUCGAGCGGGAGGCCCACCGUCAGGCGGCGCUGGCGCGCCCCGCGGCCCCGGAGCCGAGCGCCCGGCCGCCGCCGCAGCCGCUGGGCGAGCUCAAGCGAUUCUUUGAGAGCGCCGCGGGACGCGGCACCUCGCCGGCGGAGGAAGGCGGCGCGGGCCCGCAGGGGCUGCCCGAUCCCGGAGGCCGGCCGCGCCUGGCCGCGCAGGGCCGGUGCCCGGUGCUGGCCCGCGCCCCGCCGCGGGUCGCGCCGUCGCUGCUGGAGCAGGAGGUGCGCGAGGUGCACGAGCGCGAGCGGGAGCUGCAGCGCCAGCGGCUCUGCGUCUACGGCACCGCCGAGUUCAAGGAGCCCGCGCCGAGCCUCACGGCGAGCAGGGGCGACGGAAAGCUGGCGGUGAUCUGGCCUCCCCGCAGGAAGGCAUCGGAGAACGGCUUGGAGCAGGAGGAACGGAAGCCUUGAGGUUUCAGCAGGCUGGGACACCCCGCCAGAGGUAACACGCACAUCAGAGGAAAGCGGUCGGGGCGCCAAGGAGUGCCCUCCCAAUCCGGGGAAGGCCUGGAGAGGGCCAGCAGUCCGCUCCGGGGAAGAUGAAAUCGACCAGCCCCCUCCUUGAACCUGACUUUGUGAAAUUGACCAGUCUCUUCUAUAAAACUAUUAGCCCAACGCUGGGAAACACCACCACUCUCAGCCCUGCCGGUGAGACUCUCCAGCCCUUCUCCGCCUAACCGCAAACCGAACUGGCCUCUGCCUCUGGCCUUUACCGUUCGAGUAAACUGCCUCGGCUCCCCUCACUCCCCAAUAAAGCCCCUUCUUUCUGGGCAA
Hyaena hyaena (striped hyena) is the source of this 2481-nucleotide messenger RNA. It is a transcript of the gene MISP3, whose product is annotated as MISP family member 3. The record is from RefSeq and is a predicted model, not a curated record. The coding region runs from base 1459 to 2118 and encodes 219 amino acids. The transcript has 4 exons. Lineage: Eukaryota; Metazoa; Chordata; Mammalia; Carnivora; Hyaenidae.